Molecule: messenger RNA, 684 nt
Organism: Nipponia nippon (crested ibis)
Lineage: Eukaryota; Metazoa; Chordata; Aves; Pelecaniformes; Threskiornithidae
Product: heme-binding protein 2
Molecular function (GO): heme binding
Source: RefSeq, a predicted model, not a curated record
GAGGAGGCCGAGCGCAUGGAGGACGAGGAGCAGGAGCGGCUGCUGAGCUACUGGCAGAGCGUGGGCAGGGGGCACCAGGUGGACGUGCCCCGCGACAUGGCAGAGCCGAUCCAGCAGCUGACCAGAAGUAACAAUCCCCAGGACAGACGGACCGUCCCAUUUACCCUGAUCCAGCGCAAAGAAAACCUUGGAGAUCUGCUUUAUGAAAAACGUCAGUACGGAAAAGCCAAAUGGGCUUGUAUAAAAAUGAAAGAAAAACAGUAUGAACAGAGCAUAUGCCUUGGAUUCAUGAAGCUUAUGAGGUACAUUUGUGAGCAGAAUUCCUCAGGACUGUACUUGGGGAUAACAAUACCCAUUGUGACCAUAGUCCAUACAAACGAAUCUCAAUCGGAGAUGACGCGGUCAGUGACAGUAGCGUACUACCUGCCUGAAGUGCUGCAGGACGAGCCGCCGCAGCCUUUCGACUCUGACAUAAUCAUUGAAGAAUGGCCUUCUACUAUUGUUUAUAGUAGGAGCUUCAGAGGAAUCACCAAUGAAGACUCUAUAAUGAGAGAAAUAAACAUCUUGGCGGAAAUUCUGGAGAGUCCCGAGUUAUGUUUGCAGGACACAUUCAUCAUUGCAGGAUACACAAAUCCAGCUGCUGCCAAUCGACACAACGAGAUAUGGUUCCUUGAAAGGCCAUAG